GGAUUGGCAUUCGAGAAGUUCUGUUAACCAGUGGAUGCCCUGCAGCUGAAACAAAAUGUAUUAUCGGUGUGGAGGAAUGUGAGGGGCCAGUAGACUGUGGAUGGGGAACACCAAUUUCUAAGGGCCCUGAGUGUGUGAAGAUGCCUUGUAUAUAUAUACCUCCUGAAAAUCGAUUUAAAUACAUUUGGAAGAAGUUAAUUCAAAACCAGACAGCAUAUACUCUUCCCAAUGAUACAUCUAUUAUGGAAGUUUGCAGAGGUAGGCAGUCGGUUACUUACCAGUGUGAAACUCGAAGAAGAAAAAAAGGAAGUACCAUUGCUUCUGUAAAAUACACGGUCCACGCAGCAACUGAAAUGCAAGCAGAAGAACCAAAAAGAAUACGAACAGGGCACUCAAGGAAAGAAACAGAUGCCAUUCUGAUCUUUUGCCUUGUAAUUGGAAUCAUCGCGACUGUUGGUAUGAUCUCUGCCAUGAUCUUUAUGAUUCUUCAAUGGGGUGUCAUAAAAUCUUUUUGGAAAUCAAAAUCUGGGCAAGACAACCAAGAGAAGCUGACCAACAAAAGAUUACUGCAUAACUUGGAAUAA
Messenger RNA from Nestor notabilis (Kea), 584 nucleotides. RefSeq names its product sperm acrosome associated 1 (gene SPACA1). The transcript is spliced from 5 exons. Gene Ontology annotation, biological process: acrosome assembly. The annotation marks the transcript as partial. Gene Ontology annotation, cellular component: acrosomal membrane. The record is from RefSeq and is a predicted model, not a curated record. Lineage: Eukaryota; Metazoa; Chordata; Aves; Psittaciformes; Psittacidae.